Messenger RNA from Perca flavescens (yellow perch), 2042 nucleotides. Its product is annotated as cyclic pyranopterin monophosphate synthase-like. The coding region runs from base 17 to 646 and encodes 209 amino acids. The record is from RefSeq and is a predicted model, not a curated record. The transcript has a single exon. Gene Ontology annotation, biological process: Mo-molybdopterin cofactor biosynthetic process. Gene Ontology annotation, molecular function: GTP 3',8'-cyclase activity; cyclic pyranopterin monophosphate synthase activity. Lineage: Eukaryota; Metazoa; Chordata; Actinopteri; Perciformes; Percidae.
UUUUUGCACACUACUAAUGAAUGCCAAACUAAAUCUUAAACAUCACAAUGUUAGACUGAGCCACAAUCAAAGUUCCAGCGAAGACCCAAGUGUCAAACUCGGACAAUCUGCGAGUGAUCAGACAGUAUCAGGCACCGAUUUCUACAACCCUAACCUCGACGGAACCACAGAAGAAAAGCUGACGCAUACAGACGCCCAGGGCCGAGCCGCCAUGGUGGACAUCGGGGGCAAGGUUCCCACGCGUCGAACCGCCACGGCUCGCGCCACAGUCCUCUUGGGCCAAACUGCCUUUCGGCUGCUUCGGGAUAACCAGCUGGCCAAGGGCGACGCCUUGGCCGUGGCGCAGUUGGCCGGCAUCAUGGCUUCCAAGCAGACCUCGGCCCUCAUCCCGCUCUGCCACCCGCUCCCUCUAGACCAGGCCUCCGUCACCUUUGACCUCGAUGAGCUGCGGAACGCCGCGGUCGUCACGGCAACGUGUCGCACCACGGGCAGGACAGGAGUCGAGAUGGAGGCGUUGACAGCCGUUUCCGUCGCUGCGCUGACCAUCUAUGACAUGUGCAAGGCAGUGAGUCAUGACAUCAUCAUUACAGAUGUGAAACUGGUCAGUAAGACAGGCGGGAAGAGGGACUUUCAUCGUCAUCCAUGACGUUCUUCCCCACCGUUAAAUCCAACACAGGAAAUCUGAGAAUUAAUUAAUUGCAUCAUGAAGACUGCAUUUUCAAUUGUCAUAUUUUUUUACAAACUUAAAAUGUGUGCCAUCAGAAUAAUUUGAAAGAUACUCUUAUCAUGCACUUCAACACUUAGGGAUUAACCCCCACCCUGCCCACCUCUGCUACUUGAUUGCCUACUCCAGUGACUGAAUUACCAGAGUUAAAUGACUUGAUCUGUCAUCUGUCACAAUAUGAAUCAUGUUAUUUAAACAGUGUUAAUGUUAACUUAAAUGUAGCAGUGUUUUGCUAAUAAUUACAGUGUCAUGUUCAUGUUUAGUUCCUGUAAUAAAUAUCUGACAUAAGAACACCAACAGAUGUGUCACUAGAGGGCACUCAAGUGUUAGAUUCAGAAGCCUUGCUGGGAGAACAAACAGAGAGCAGCCUCAACACUAGUCACGUUGAAUGUAUUUCUCUUUUAUUAGCCUACAUCAACUGUGAAGUUCAUUUUAUUCAGAAUGAAGCCCGGGUGCAAAGAGUGUAUGUGUCUUGGUGUCUUUUCCCAGUCUGUCUGCUGGUAGACAUCACGUCUAACUGAAAGAUCACAGACUAUAUGUUCCUCUACUUGCCUGCUUUGCAUUGCCAUAACUAACAGCACUAAGAAUGUGUUUACAGUUGAGAUUUGGGGUUAAUUCAGUUGCAACUCUUCUCAGAAAUAUUGUUUUCAUCAUUUUGUUAGGGAAAGUAAUAGGUAACCAAUUUACUCCCAAGUUUACUGGAUUUCUUUAGAGUUUUUAUUUUUUUCCUUAUACCCACUGUAGUAUAGUUGAAACACUGGAUAUUUGUACUCAUGUCACAUUAAAGUAGAUAAUGGCAGUAAGGCAACUGUUUUUUUAGCUUUUUCUCUAAAUAUCAACCAUUCAUACACUGGCUAAUAACACCAAUAACACAUUACACUAGUUAAGUUUUGAUGCUUUUCCCCUACAAUGAACUUGAUUGUGUUUAUUUAUUUGAGUAGCUCAAAAUGUAUAAUUGUUUUAAAAUAUUUCAUUCUUUAUGAUUAAAGUGCCUGAUGAAAUGCCAACUGAUGCAGCCUCCAUGUAUUGCACUUCACAAUCAUUUAGUCAGUAUUUCCUGUAGGUAUGAUCCUCUCUGAUCUGAUCUUUGGAGAACUGAAAGCACAAGUCUGUAAAAGUACAUUUACUUAUGGUUUUAUAUUGUUCUAUUGCUCUAUUGUUACUAUAUUACAUGUAAUCACACCAGAAUCAAUCUAUUACCAGAAAGAAAAGAUGUCACUGUUUGAUUUUCUGUAGCGAUAUAGAAACAGCAGCAGGAGAAUAAUCAGUAAAAGUCCACAAACCAGCCCAACAAUCAACAGCACACGGAAUGGAAAUG